Messenger RNA from Papaver somniferum (opium poppy), 583 nucleotides. Its product is annotated as protein PLANT CADMIUM RESISTANCE 2-like. Bases 1 to 576 code for a protein of 191 amino acids. NCBI's taxonomy places the organism in Eukaryota, Viridiplantae, Streptophyta, Magnoliopsida, Ranunculales, Papaveraceae. The record is from RefSeq and is a predicted model, not a curated record. The transcript is spliced from 4 exons.
AUGAGUACUUUUAACCCACAACCUCAAUCUUCAUUCACUGCUACUGUUCCACAACAACCUAUAGCUAUCGGCAUUCCCGUCGGAACUCCAUCAAAUCAGUUCUACUCUACAGAUAACAACCCCCAAACCUCAUUUCCAGUUCACACUCAAUCUCAACCGAUGGUCCCCUGGUCUAGUGGCCUUUGCGACUGUUUUACCGACUUUAGCAAUUGCUGCAUGACAUGUUGGUGCCCGUGCUUUACAUUCGGUCAGACAUCUGAGAUCGUCGAUAGAGGAACCUCCUCUUGUGGACAGAAUGGGGCACUCUACGUGGCUGUAGCAGUUGUGUUCGGUUGUCCUUGUAUAUAUUCGUGUGCUUAUCGUACUAAGCUUAGGCAAAUUUACAACAUAGAUGGGAGCCCUUGCUCUGAUUUCAUGACACAUUGGUACUGUAAUGGUUGCGCUCUAUGCCAAGAAUAUAGAGAACUUCGGAAUCAAGGCUUCAAUGUCGACUUAGGAUGGCAUGGUAACAUGGAAAGGCACAACGGUGUUGCAGCAACUUCUCCGCCUACUCUACAUGGAGGCAUGAAUCGGUAAAGAUGAU